Messenger RNA from Cylindrotheca closterium, 954 nucleotides. The record is from the annotation of a GenBank genome assembly. Lineage: Eukaryota; Bacillariophyta; Bacillariophyceae; Bacillariales; Bacillariaceae.
AUGCAGAAUGAACGAACCAUCCAGUUCUGGGAUGAGUAUCACAAAGAGAACGAAUCGAUAGAAUGGAUAUCACAACCAUCCGAGGAAGUCUUGAUUAUUCUUCAAGAUUACUGUUUCGAUGCAUCAGCUCAACUCAAGGAAUUGCGGAAUCUCUCCAUGCUUGAGAUUGGUUGUGGAACAUCUUCGUUGGCAAGAGAUUUUUGGCAGCAUCUCGUCAAAACUGAAGAGAACAAAACAUUCCGUAUGGUUGGGACGGAUGUAAGUUCCGAGUGUAUCAAGAGCAACAUUGAGCGCGAUCGAGAGCUACUCAGCUCUGAUGAAGCUAGUACAACGAGGACUUGCCUGCACUAUCGAACGUUGGAUGUCAUCAAUCCUUCCGAAGGCGAUACCUUUUGCUGCGAAAUAAUUCUAGACAAGGGGUGUCUCGACACAUUUCUAUUUCGAUCUCGCAACCGGGGUGCCAACAAAUCAUCCUACAACCCUAUCAUUCAAUCGCUGCUCGACAAUGUUUGGAAGUGGCUUUCCGACGACGGCGUGUACAUGUUUAUUUCUCCAAGAUCCAAGCUCAAGGCCGUCCGCGACUAUUCUGGAUUCCAAUCCAUUCAACGGCUCGCACUGCCAACAGUGUCGAAUGGAAACUUGGUUGGAAAAACAAAGAGCAGCGGGUAUGUCUAUGUCUGCCGAAAAAACCCUGCUUAUGUGAUUGGAACGACGCCAGCCUUCGCGGGGCGGGACAAAGACACUUUGCCAUCGGAUGCUACGACUUGCCCCAACUGCAAUGUUGAUUUUCUAGACUUUCGAAAAGGUGAGCUCAUUGGAGGACGAGGUGCAGCCUUUUGGACUCGUCAAUGGAAAGGGCACUGCCAACAUUGCAAGGGACAAAUUCGUGCAAGAACUGAAAUAUCAGACAUUUCACCGUUUGAAGAGGAUAAAGACAAGCAUAGGUCAAGCUAA